UUGUACGUCAAAACGUCAAACGAACCGCGGGUGGCAUUGUUACGAAAACGGCAAAAACAUCUGCUUUCCUAAAAGGAAGGAUGCUCCAGUGCGAAUAAAGUGCGGUUGUUUUUGUUCCUUCCAUUCGUUGCUUCGAGUUUUCGACUGCACACCCACAAACACACACACUAGCACGAUGCUGCUGCGGACGGUGGCGUGUCGGUCCUGGGCCCGAUCCUGCCUCUACCGGGCACACACAACCGUUGCGUCGCGAUCGGAGCCGCCGGCCGGUUCUGAGGCGGUUGCGAGCGCAGUGAACGAUCUGUCCAAGCCGGCACACGUACAGGCGCCCAAGCGGAAACCGUUCAUGAAGUCGAUGUUUCUCGGCACGGUCGACACGGAACUGCUCACCUUUCCCGAGUCGCUAAAUCGGGACGAGCAGGCCCGGCUGAACCGGCACCGGGAGGAGCUGGAGCGGGCGCUGCAGGCACCGGCCGGACCGGACUCUAUCCGGCUGGCCGGUCUGCAGGGGCCGCUCGCGUACGGAGGGAAACAGUUCACCGAGACGGAGUUCGCGUACGUGCAGGAGCUGGUGGCCGGCGACCGGACCGUCGCGAUGGGUGCGCUCGAGCACAAUGCGAUCGUGAAGCUGCUGGCCCAGCACGGUACGCCCGAGGCGCAGGAACAGUAUCUGGCCAAGCUGUGCGCCGGCGAGACGGUCGCAGCCGCAGGGCUGUACGAGCUGAGCAGCUCCCGGGACACCAUGUUCAGCACGGUGGCGUCGCUCGACUUUACCGGCGGCCGGUGGACGCUGUCCGGCACGAAGGUGUUCCUGCGCACCGGCCCGGCCGACCCGGACCUGCUGCUCGUGGUCGCCUCCACCAAGCGGAUGGAGAAGCUGAACAAGGAGGACGGCACGAUUGCCGCCUUCCUGGUCGAUGCGCGGGCGCCCGGCGUCAAGAUAGCGGAGGCGCCGCUCGGUACCGGUGGGCUGGCCCGCGUCACGGUGCACCUGAACCGGGUGGAGGUGCCCGAGUCGGCACUGGUCGGCACGGAGAACGAGGGCGGCACCGUGCUGUCCAAGUUUCUAUCCGCCGUGCGCGUGCAGUCGAGCGUGGUGCGGGUCGCGCUGCUCAAGAAGGUGCUCAACGGGCUCACCGAGUUUGCCAUCCACUCGAAAGCGGCCACCGGCGAUAUGAUGGAUCUGGAGCUCGUGCGCGAACAGCUGGCCCGCAUGGCGAGCGUGAUCUACGCUGCGGAAAGCUUAAUCUACACCACCGCCAGCCUGAUGGACGAUUACGAAGGCCAGGACGUGGAGAUGGAGGCCGCCAUCACGAAGGUGUUCACGACGGGUAGUCUGCUGAGCCUUGCCACGUUGCCGCUGCAGUUGCUCGGCCCACAGGCACUCAGCGGCGAGCGCCCAUUCCAGACACUGUUUGACGAUGCGCUGAAGCUGUUCAUCGGCGACGAGUCGAUCGAUUCGGUCAACCUCUUCAUCGCCCUGACCGGGCUCCAGUAUGCCGGGAUGCACACGCACGAAACGAUCAAGAAGGAUCGCAACCCCGCCAUGAACCCGUCCCACGUGCUGUCCCGGCUGUUCGAGAAGACGUCGAUCGAGCAUCCGAAAAAGUUCGCCGACCUGCAGCAAUACUUUCACCCGUCGCUCGAACCGGCCGCCCACUGGAUCGAGCAGUCGGUGGUGCGGCUCCGGCUCGCGACCGAGUGCGUCCUGUCCCGCCACGGGGUCGAGGUGAUCGAGCGGCACCUGGAGCUGGGCCGGCUCGCGACCAUCGCUACGCAGCUGUACGCGAUGGUGGCGUGCGCUUCGCGGGCCUCCCGCUCCUACUGCAUCGGGUUGCGGCAUGCCGCCCAGGACGUGCACCUGGCGAACAUGUUCUGCCGGGAGGGCAGCGAGCGCGUCCGGCUGCUGGCGCUCGAGCUCGAGAAGGGCCCGUACAUUACGAGCGACGACGAUUACAACGUGAUCGCGCGCAAUCUGUUCCGCGAGAAGCGCUACUACUUCGAGCAUCCGCUGACGCGAAACUUCUGAACAGUGGGUGGGUGGCUACAGUUUGUUAGUUGUUAAGGAAAUGGUUAGCGCAAGCUAGUAAAAAAAACGAGGAGUUUCUGAAAAAUAUUAA
Anopheles merus is the source of this 2120-nucleotide messenger RNA. RefSeq names its product complex I assembly factor ACAD9, mitochondrial (gene Egm). The record is from RefSeq and is a predicted model, not a curated record. Gene Ontology annotation, molecular function: flavin adenine dinucleotide binding; acyl-CoA dehydrogenase activity. The coding region runs from base 176 to 2029 and encodes 617 amino acids. Lineage: Eukaryota; Metazoa; Arthropoda; Insecta; Diptera; Culicidae. The transcript has 3 exons.